This is a messenger RNA of Zingiber officinale, 2465 nucleotides long. RefSeq names its product serine protease SPPA, chloroplastic-like. The record is from RefSeq and is a predicted model, not a curated record. NCBI's taxonomy places the organism in Eukaryota, Viridiplantae, Streptophyta, Magnoliopsida, Zingiberales, Zingiberaceae. Gene Ontology annotation, molecular function: peptidase activity. The coding region runs from base 109 to 2130 and encodes 673 amino acids. The transcript is spliced from 13 exons. Gene Ontology annotation, cellular component: membrane.
UCGCCGCCCACUGUGCACGAAAGGAAUUACCUCUACUUUUCAUGCAGGCAUUUAACCGAACAAGACGGAGGCGAUCGGCCGAGCGAGAAGAAGAGGAAGAAGGGGUCAAUGUCUGCACGAUUUCUCCUCUUCAAGCUCUCUCAAUAUCGCAGAACCCUGCCAACUCUUCCUGCUAUCCUCUUCUUCCGAUCCCCGCUGGGCGCUCUCCUUCAUUGCUCUCCGCCUCUUCCUCUUCUCCCUGCCUCAGAUCGCCUUUGUGACUGCCCCGUCCGAUCCCUCGUGUCCUCCGCUGCCUCGGCUUCCGGCGGAGAACGGACUGAGAAAUCCGGGAGAAGCGACGGAACCCCACCCCCGCCGUCCAAUGUAGGGGGAGAUUACCCGACGGGGGAAUUCGAGAUGAAGGAGGUCGGAUGGUGGAAGAGGUUGGGCGUCCAGUUGAGGUUGUUCUUCGCUCUCCCUUGGGAGCGGAUCGAAAAGGGAAGCGUGCUCAAGAUGCAACUUCGCGGAAAGAUAUCUGAUCAGUUAUGGACACGCUUCUCCUCGGGACUAUCUCUGCCACAAAUAUGCGACUGUUUUUUAAAAGCAGCUUAUGACCCUCGUAUAUCUGGUAUUUAUCUUCAUAUAGAACCACUUGAUUGUGGAUGGGGGAAACUAGAUGAAAUACGAAGGCAUAUACUGAACUUCAAAAAAUCAGGUAAAUUCAUUGUGAGUUAUGUACCUGUGUGCCGAGAGAAGGAGUAUUACAUUGCAUGUGCUUGUGGAGAGUUAUAUGUUCCUCCAAGUGCUUAUGUUGGAUUAUAUGGUUUGGCACUUCAAACAACAUUUGUUGGUGGUGUACUAGAAAAAGCAGGUAUUGAUCCAGAAGUUCAUAGAAUUGGCCCAUACAAGAGUGUGGGAGAGCAGCUCACUCACAAAAGCAUGUCUAAAGAAGUUCGUGAAAUGUUCAGUUCUCUGCUUGAUAGAAUUUAUGAAAAUUGGCUUGAAACAAUAUCUUUGAGUCAAGGAAAGAGAAGGGAAGAAAUUGAGAACUUUCUUAAUUCUGGAGUUUAUCAAGUUGAAAAACUUAAAGAAGAAGGUUGGAUAACGAACAUAAUGUAUGAUGAUGAGGUCUUGUCAAUGCUAAAGGAGAGAUUGGGCCAAAAGCAUAAGAAAAAGCUUCUUUUGGUGGGCUAUAGCAAAUACGUGAGAGUAAGAAAAUCAACUCUUGGUUUAGAUGGCGGUAAAGAGGCAAUCGCCAUAAUCAGAGCUUCUGGGGCCAUUACCCGUACUAGAAACCCUUUCAGUUUUGCUAGUUCUGGCAUCAUUGCUGAACAACUAAUUGAGAAGAUUCGCAGUGUUAGAGAGUCAAAUAAGUUCAAAGCUGUUAUUUUAAGAAUUGACAGCCCUGGUGGUGAUGCUCUUGCUUCUGAUCUAAUUUGGAGGGAGAUCAAGCUACUUGCUGCUUCUAAACCUGUGAUUGCAUCAAUGUCUGAUGUUGCAGCAAGUGGAGGAUACUACAUGGCUAUGGCAGCAGGAACCAUCUUAGCUGAGAAUCUCACUUUAACCGCUUCAAUUGGAGUUGUCAAAGGGAGGUUUAGUUUACACAAACUGUAUGGAAGGAUUGACUUGAACAAGGAGAUUCUGUCUAGGGGUCAUUAUGCGGAGCUUAAUGUUGCUGAUCAGCGUCCUCUUAGACCAGAUGAAGCAGAACUCUUUGCAAAGUCCACGCAGUAUGCUUACAAGCAAUUCCGUGACAAAGCUGCUUCAUCACGAUCAAUGACCAUAGAUCAGAUGGAGGAGGUUGCACAAGGUAGGGUAUGGACAGGCAAAGAUGCAGCUCCUCGAGGAUUGGUCGAUGCUAUUGGUGGAUUCUCACGAGCAAUUGCCAUUGCAAAAUUCAAAGCUAACAUUGAUCCUGAUAGUGAGGUUAGAUUAGUUGAAGUGUCAAGGCCUUCACCGACAUUAACAGAAAGAUUCAGCGCCAUAAAAAAUUCUCUGUUUGGGCUGGACAUAGCAGUGAAUGAAGUAUUGCAGAAUCUGAGGAACUCUGGCGAGGUUCAAGCACGAAUGGAUGACGUUUUGCUUGAUUUAACAGAUAGCACAGCAGAAGCUAAACGCCUACCACACCUGAUAAAGGAUUGUUUUGGCUAAUUAUAUUCUGGAUCUUCCACAAGUGCUCAAGUUGUGGAGGCACGAGCAUAUCAGGUUCGAAAACUAUGAUUUCAUACAUAUGCUAUAGGUCAACAUUGUGGAGGAAAUAAAGAUUAUUCACAGGACAUCACAUCUUUGGGGAAAACCUUUAAAAGCCAUACAAGCUGUGAACUCACUCUGGCAUACGUUUGUCUAAAACUGUUAUAUAUAAUGGGUGAUGUCUUCCAAUGCAUGAUUGACAUCAAACAUAGUGAAUUGGUUAACAAUUGUCGAUUUGUCACAAGUAUAGAAAGAUAGCAUGCCAGCAUUAAAUAUUGCAUCAAUAAAUUAGCUAA